AUAUAUUACUAUUACUAAAGUGUUCAAGUAUGACUUUUUAUAUAGUUGUCAUCUGUAGGUGACUUGAAUUUAGUAUUUGCAAGCAAGUAACUAACUGGUAUGGCAUUUGGUAAAUUUCUGAAUUUGCAAUAUUUUUUUUUUCUUGAGCUUGGAAUGUUUCAAGCUAAUUAACUAAAAUUUGUUGGGUGUUAUCCUGGAAGAAAUAUAUCAACAAAGAUGGGAUCUGAGGAGCUUGAAGAGAACAUGGAUGCUUCACUGUAUAAGGCAGCAGCAGAAGGCAACAUUGAAGAAUUCAAUAAUAAGCAGAGGCUUCAACUUGAGUCGCUAAAGACCCCAAACCAUGACAACGUGCUCCAUGUUAACUUGGCAACCCAGGAGAAUGCUGCCUGGCCUUUCCGCAUAUUUUUAUCAAUAAUCGAAUUCUACCCCUUAAUUAAAUUCUAUCCCUUAAUACAUGGAUGCUUCUCUUCAUCUUUGCUUAAUUUAAUUACUAGGAUAAGAGGAGAAAAAAGAUCAGAUUUUAUCGAACAAAUUCUCAGCAAGUGUCCGUCACUGCUACUCCAAACGAAUGCUAAAGGUCAAACUCCUCUGCACUAUGCAGCAAAGUAUGGACACUCUGCUAUUGUGAAACUUCUAAUAAAGUCUUGCGCAAAAGCUAGAACUGGAGAUUUAGAGCAGGGAACGGAUCAAGGAAGUGCAGUGAGGGAGAUGCUUAGGAUUAGGGAUAAGGAAUCCAACACGGCUUUACAUGAAGCAGCACGGUGUGGCAAUGUUGAAGUGCUGAAAGCAUUGUUGGAGUUUAAAAACCCUGAUUUUCCGUAUUCUGCCAACGAAAAACAGGAGACUCCACUUUACAUAGCAGCUAGGAGGAGAGGAUCUGGGCGCUUGUUGACUCUAUUAUUAGGUGAAUUCGAAUCAACGCCUCAUGACCGCCCCCACGGUAGAACAGCUUUGCAUGCAGCGGCUAUGGCUGGAGAUGCAGAGGCAAUAAGGGUAAUAUUAGAGAAGGAGAAUUUGACGAAGGAAAGAGAUGAAGAUGGACACACCUCUCUUCAUUAUGCUGCACACUUAGGUUCUAGAAUAUCAGUUGUGGAAGAACUGUUAAAAAGGGAUACAUCAGCUGCCUAUAUAGGUGAUGAUAAGAGGGGGAUGACACCCCUUCUUAUGGCAGCCAGGCAAGGUGAUGUUAGAACAGUUUUAAAGAUUAUCUCUUUAUGUCCAGAUUGUUGUGAAAAAGUGGACAACAAAGGUUUGAAUUUACUUCAUUAUUUGGCUUUUAGAGGCUCUUUCACUCUAUAUGGGCGUUCUCUUUUCAAGCUUGGUGGUAUUGAGAUUGCAUAUGGAUCACUCAGAAAUCUAAUGGAGUUGAAAGGUGACUUUGGGAUGACACCUCAAGAAGUUUAUAAUGCACUUAUAUCUGAGACACAGCAUCAUAAGCAGAAGCAAAUCAAAGAAUUGUUGGAAGAAAUUGAGAAUGAUCAAGUGGCGGAGGAACCAGUUCAUCACUUUCCAUUACGAAAUGUUUCUUCAGAAAGCUUGGAGAAGACAAAAAAUGCUCAUUUAGUAGUGGCAGCACUUAUAGCCACCGUCACAUUCGCAGCGGCAAUAACUGUUCCUGGUGGUUUAAAUAGUGACAAAGGGUCAGAGCAAGGCACUCCCCUUUUGUUUGAUAAGGCAGCCUUUAAAGCAUUUUUUGCAACAAAUACAAUAGCCUUUAUUCUCUCUGUUAUUGUCCUCGCCAACCACUUCGGGAUUUUGGAUACUAUAUUAUCAGGAUUUAGUUUUUGGCGUCGAUCGGUUUUUUAUCGAACGCAGUCUGUUGCUCAAACACUUGGCAUUGCAACAUUGAUGAUGGUAAUUGCUUUCGUCACAGGCAGUUUUGUGAUCUUAAAGCCAUCCAACGAUCUUAACAGUAUUUUAUAUCUCAUCAACCCUGGCCUUAGUUUCUUUGUGUGGCUAAUGGCGAUUUUUUUAUUGCGUAUUUAAAAAAUAAAUACGAUAAUAUUACUUUAUCAUGUAUUGCAAUCUGCUUCCAAUUUUUAGUAUCAAUAUUAUCUCUUUGAAGAAAGAUUAAUUGAA
Messenger RNA from Gossypium arboreum, 2079 nucleotides. RefSeq names its product ankyrin repeat-containing protein ITN1-like. Gene Ontology annotation, molecular function: protein binding. Lineage: Eukaryota; Viridiplantae; Streptophyta; Magnoliopsida; Malvales; Malvaceae. The transcript is spliced from 3 exons. Bases 217 to 1986 code for a protein of 589 amino acids. The record is from RefSeq and is a predicted model, not a curated record.